ACGUCCUCUAAACAACAAACAUUUCAUUCGUUCUCUUCCAUUCGUUCUCUUUCAUUCGUUCAUUUUCAUUAGUUACAUGUCAAAAUGUUGUCAGUAAAUAAUGUAAUUUGUAUAUUCAUCAUUGCCAUGUAUAGUGGUAUUGUAUUUUCUGACGAUUUAAAGGAGGAAACUAUAGACAGAGGUGCGCACAGUGAUAGAAGUGGACUAUGGUUUGGACCAAGACUGGGCAAGAGAUCUCUCACUAUUUCAAAUGAAGACAGCAGACCAUUUCUAAGGUUACUGGAGGCUGCAGAUGCAUUAAAGUAUUAUUACGACCAGCUACCGUACUACGAGGCGCAGGCAGACGAACCCGAGGCAAAAGUGACAAAAAAGGUUAUAUUCACACCCAAAUUGGGACGAAGUCUGGACGCCUAUUACGACAAGCGAGUGUCAGAGAAUGUGGACUUCACUCCCCGCCUUGGAAGAAGGUUGACUGACGACAUGCCCGCAACGCCGCCUGACCAGGAAUUAUACAGACCGGACCCUGAGCAACUGAGCAGAAAGUAUUUCUCGCCAAGACUUGGGAGAAAUUUGAACUUGACACCAAGACUUGGCCGUGAACUCUACGAAAUAUACCCACGUCAAAUAAGAGUUGUGAGAAGUGCAAACAAAACAACAUCAUCGUAACUCAAAAUGUACCGAUUUUAAACUUUAAUUAAGUAUUUUAUAAUAUUUUGGACGAAGUAAACACUUAUGACAACCAAAGUUGU
This is a messenger RNA of Achroia grisella, 749 nucleotides long. RefSeq names its product PBAN-type neuropeptides-like (gene PBAN). Gene Ontology annotation, biological process: pheromone biosynthetic process; neuropeptide signaling pathway. NCBI's taxonomy places the organism in Eukaryota, Metazoa, Arthropoda, Insecta, Lepidoptera, Pyralidae. The transcript is spliced from 6 exons. The record is from RefSeq and is a predicted model, not a curated record. Gene Ontology annotation, molecular function: neuropeptide hormone activity. The coding region runs from base 85 to 666 and encodes 193 amino acids.